AAGUGUUGGAGUCAGAGCUUAAAGUCUCAGCGUAUAAGCGGGCGAGCAUGUUAAACGGUUUGCACAAUUCUGUUCGAGUGACAAACAUCAUCAAUGUGAGUGCUGCGUGGCUUUUGCUGUGCUGCUAGCUGCUCCUGGGGGCAAUGAAAUCAAGGAAGCUGCCCAAGGUUUGUGGCCUCAACUGUUUGACCCUUGUCUAUUUACCGCUGAUGCUGCCCAUCCUAAGAUGCACGGCUAUUGGCACAGGCAGUGGGAGCAACAGCGGCAGCGGCAGCGGCAGCGGCGACGCGGACUUCGACUAUCGCAUGCAGCGUGUGCGGAACGUGCUGAAGGAGGUGCCGCUGAUCGACGGCCACAACGACUUGCCCUGGAAUAUUCGCAAGUUCCUCAAGAAUCAGCUGAAGGACUUUCACUUUGGCAGCGAUUUGCGCGAACUGGCGCCCUGGUCUUCGAGCGCCUGGAGCCAUACGGAUCUGCGUCGUCUCAAAGAGGGCAUGGUCUCUGCACAGUUCUGGUCCGCCUACGCGCCCUGCUCCUCACAACAUCUGGAUGCAGUGCAGCUAACGCUGGAACAGAUCGAUUUGAUACGGCGCCUGGUACUGCUCUAUCCGCAUCACAUGGCACUGGUCACCAGCGCUGCGGGCAUCGAGCAAACCCAUCGCACGGGCAAAAUAGCCAGCCUGAUUGGCGUCGAGGGUGGCCAUGCGAUCGGCACCAGUCUGAGCGUUCUGCGCAUGUUUUAUCAACUGGGCGCCCGAUAUCUUACACUCACUCACACCUGCAACACACCUUGGGCGGACUGCUGCAAAGUUGACGAGCCAGGCAAAUAUCCACACAUAGGUGGCCUCUCCCAGUUUGGCAAGCUUGUGGUGAAGGAAAUGAAUCGCUUGGGCAUGAUUGUUGAUCUGUCGCACGUGUCGGUGCCAACAAUGUUGGAUGCAUUGGCCACAUCCCGAGCGCCGCUCAUAUUCUCGCACUCCUCGGCGCAUGCCAUAUGUAAUAGUUCCCGCAAUGUACCGGAUCAUGUAUUGCAGCGCAUUGCCAUUAACGGCGGCUUGGUUAUGGUUGCAUUCUAUCCGCACUUUGUCAGCUGCUCGGGGCAGGCGACACUGCACGAUGUUGUUGCGCAUAUAAACCACAUACGCGAGGUGGCUGGUAUAGACCAUGUGGGCAUUGGGGCUGGCUACGAUGGCGUCAAUCUCGUGCCCAAAGGCUUGGAGGAUGUUUCCAAAUAUCCGCAUCUCUUUGCAACCCUGCUCGAGUCGGAUAAAUGGUCGGAGGGGGAUAUAGCGAAGCUGGCUGGACGAAAUCUCAUACGCGUUUUCAAGGAAGUGGAAGCGGUGCGUGAUCAAAUGGAAUUAUUGCGAGUGCAACCGAUUGAUCAGUCAAUUCCAGCUGAGGACAUUAUGGGCAGAUCCUACUGUCGGUAUCAAGGACCAAGAACGUGAUAAUUUCUUUAUAUGUAAAGUUUUUGCAUGCACAAAUACACACACACACACAAACACACACACAUAUACCCACAUCAAUGCCAGGAGCCAGAGAAGAGAGAGAAGAAAUUAUGUCAAGCGUACGUGUUGUAAAGUGAAACUUGUUUUAGGUUAAUUGACAAAGUUUUUUCGUCGUUACAUGCGAGCAUUUGUUUUUAUAGUGCAUGUGUGUUGAAGUAUGUGUAUCACACAUACACACACACACACACACACACACAAACACACAAACACACA
Molecule: messenger RNA, 1721 nt
Organism: Drosophila novamexicana
Lineage: Eukaryota; Metazoa; Arthropoda; Insecta; Diptera; Drosophilidae
Product: dipeptidase 1
Exons: 8
Coding region: 144-1448 (434 amino acids)
Biological process (GO): proteolysis
Molecular function (GO): metallodipeptidase activity
Source: RefSeq, a predicted model, not a curated record